AUGUCAUUUCAGGUGGCAAUCAAGAUCCUGUCACUUGAGGAGGGGAUGUCCGAGGAGCUGGCAGCCAAUGAAAUCCUGGCCAUGAGGGACAACAGGAGUCCCAAUAUCGUUAUCUAUUCAGACAGCUACCUGGUGGAUGCGGAGCUCUGGCUGGCCAUGGAGUUCAUGGACAGUGGUACCUUGUUUGAUGUGCUCAGGGCAGUGUACCUGGAGGAAGGACAGAUAGGCGCUGUCUGUCGGGAGUGCCUGCAAGGACUGCAUUUCUUUCAUUCCCGCCAAGUCAUCCACAGAGACAUCAAAAGCAACAACGUCCUUGUGGACAUGGAUGGAUCUGUCAAGUUGGGUGACUUUGGCCUCUGUGCUCAGCUCAGCCCUGAGCGCAGCAAGCGCAGCUCCAGCAUCGGCACUCCCAGCUGGAUGGCACCGGAGGUGGUGAGAGGAGAAGCCUACGGCCCCAAAGUGUACAUGUGGUCCCUGGGGAUCAUAGGGCUGGAAAUGGUGGAAGGGGAAGCUCCUUACGAGGGGGAAGCCCAUCUCAGGGUUUAUGAACUGAUAGAAAGGAAUGGGCCCCCAAAACUGCAGAAGCCCAGGCACCACUCAGCUCUCCUGCACGACUUCCUCCGCUGCUGCCUGCAGGCAGACGAGGACAGGCGCUGCUCUGCCCAGGAACUCCUGCAGCAUCCCUUUGUGACCUCAGGCCAUGCUGCCUCCAGCUUGGCUGCUCUGAUCAUCUCAGCCGAGCAAGGGCAGGAAGACUGGAGAGGAGACACCUGA
Molecule: messenger RNA, 774 nt
Organism: Zonotrichia leucophrys gambelii
Lineage: Eukaryota; Metazoa; Chordata; Aves; Passeriformes; Passerellidae
Product: serine/threonine-protein kinase PAK 3-like
Exons: 7
Coding region: 1-774 (257 amino acids)
Biological process (GO): regulation of MAPK cascade; intracellular signal transduction; regulation of actin cytoskeleton organization
Cellular component (GO): cytoplasm
Molecular function (GO): protein serine/threonine kinase activity; ATP binding
Source: RefSeq, a predicted model, not a curated record